AUGGAACGUGAAAUUGUCCCAGGUUUAUAUCAUUCCCUCAGUGAUGGGGACGAACCGCCAGACAGGCUGCGACGUCAAGACAGUUUGAGCAAAGAUCCAAUACUAUCGAACCCAAAGCAGGUGAUUAUACCUGGAAGAGAGAAAAUUGCUACUCAGCAAUUCGACAAGCCAGAACAGAAACUUACUGUGGUCGCUCCCGAAUCGACAACUGAACGCGAAGGCAUAAUCUUUCAGUGGAUACCUAAACCUCCUUCGCAAGGCGAGAUUGAGGCUAUAAAUCAGCCAUCCACACAACCACAGUCGCUAUUAACAUUGAAUGAUCUUGAGCAAGAAACAGAUAUGGGGCGACUUUGCCUCAUGUCGCCCAGCGCGAGCGCAGAUACUAAAUCACGUACAUAUAAGGAUAUGAACUAUGUCUUAAUCCUUGAGACCAAGGGCUACUUUAUGCAUCCAUCAGACGCGGGACCAACUCCUGAAGAUGUGGCAUUAUGCGCGACUGUUGGUUGA
Messenger RNA from Microsporum canis CBS 113480, 507 nucleotides. RefSeq lists its product as hypothetical. NCBI's taxonomy places the organism in Eukaryota, Fungi, Ascomycota, Eurotiomycetes, Onygenales, Arthrodermataceae. The coding region runs from base 1 to 507 and encodes 168 amino acids. The record is from RefSeq and is a predicted model, not a curated record. The transcript is spliced from 3 exons.